This is a messenger RNA of Podarcis lilfordi (Lilford's wall lizard), 6929 nucleotides long. The record is from the annotation of a GenBank genome assembly. NCBI's taxonomy places the organism in Eukaryota, Metazoa, Chordata, Lepidosauria, Squamata, Lacertidae.
GGGCGAGCGGCGGAGCGGCAGACGCGAGCUGACUCAACAGGGUGAACGAUCUUGACACUGCGCGCUUUACCCCCGCUGCUAAUUCCCUAACUCGGAAGCAGAGCGAGCAAGCAGCUAGCUGCCUGGAAGGGCGCUCGCGCAUCCACUCUUACCCCUCGCACAUCUGCUUGGAUUAUUAUUCCUCCUAACACUGAGAAACCUAGAAAGUACGCGAUGACGGUCAAAGCCGAAGCUUCGGGAUCCACGCUAACUUAUUCCAAGAUGAGAGGGAUGGUGGCAAUACUGAUCGGUGAGUGGGAACGACGAGGAGGAGAUAGCAAUAGAGAAAAAGAGCAUAAAACAGCGUGCGCCCUCCUGAUUGUAACCGGGUUGUAGAAAUGAGGCUCUCUUGUUGCAUUCAAGGGAUGGAGAGGGCUUGUGUGUGUGCGCGCAUUAAUUAAAUAAAGGAAAGGAAAGAAGAUGGGGAAUUAAUCUGUAACAACCCCCUUCUCUCUUGUGAUUGUUUGCAGCUUUCAUGAAACAGAGACGAAUGGGGCUGAAUGACUUCAUUCAGAAGAUAGCCACCAACUCCUACGCAUGCAAACAGUAAGUAUUUUUUGUGGGUUGUGUUUUUUUCUUACUCCCUUCUGCAGAAAUUGCCUGGGAAAUGCAUGGAACUUCGUUCUAAAAUUUAACAGAGAAUGAGAAAUUAUAUAACUCCUUUCAGCGAGAGAUAGUUGAAAUAAUUUUUUUUGUUAAAUUAAAAAAUGUUUACAGUAUCAUGCAUGCCUACUCAGAUGUAAAUUUCAGAAAUUUCAGUGGGACUUACACUCCUAAGUAUACUUACUAGAAAGUAACUUUAGUGACACCUGUGUGGUAGAAGCGGGUGUCAUUAAAGCUGCAACCCUAUAUGCACUUGGGAAUAAAUCUUAUUGGACUCACUUUUGAGUAGAUACACCUUAUGCCAAAAAAAGAAAAAAAGACCAGCAGUAGAGUAGAUGCUGUAAAAAAAUAGUAGGAAACAGAAUAUAAUUUUCUAGAUUUAAAAAUAUCACAAGUUCUGAAUUAAUUGCAUUCAGCUAAGUUUUACUGUUUGGCUGAAGAAUAGAAAACUGGAGAAAGGCACCUAGUUUAGAUUUCCUGAUCCCUCAUUCCCUCCUCUGACCUUUAAUUACAGAGGAAACUUAAGUCUCUUUGCUCAGAAUGGUUUGUUCCUGUCUCCGGUUUCAUCUUAGCCCUGAAACCUAGUAAGCCAGUUGUUUUUAGCAGCCUGCCAACCUGAAACUUUCCAGCUAGAAUGUUACCAUGCCCCCUGGUGGUGAAAUGUUUUUAAUGUUCUGUACCUUGUUCAGCUGUACUAAUUAUCCUGGCUUUUAAUCUCUUGCAGCCCUGAAGUUCAAUCUAUUUUGAAGAUCUCCCAGCCUCAAGAGCCUGAACUUAUGAAUGCCAAUCCUUCUCCUCCAGUAAGUAGCUUCUAUAAUGCACAGCCUAUCUUGAGAAGACUUUAAUGUGACAAUAAUAGCAACAGGUUUUAAAGAUAGAUGUUCUGUCCGUUGGUAAUCUGGCAUGGGUUUUUCCAUUCAGGACACAUUGUAGUGAUGCAACUUGGAAAGAAGUGUUUUGCAAUAAAGAUUUAGCAUUUCCCUCUAGAGCAGAUAAAACUUAUUUUUAAAUUGACAUAACCUUUCAAGCAUAUUAUUUCCCCCAUAGAAGAAUGCAAUGCAAUUUACUGUGUUUUUAAAAAAGUAAUAAUCUGCACCCAAGUAUUUCAGUACAAAUGUUUGAUUAUUAUUAUUUUUGUUCACUGCAGCCCAGUCCAUCCCAGCAGAUCAACCUUGGCCCUUCUUCUAACCCACAUGCUAAACCAUCAGAUUUCCAUUUCCUGAAGGUCAUUGGAAAAGGCAGCUUUGGGAAGGUAAGCAUACAUAUUCAUUUGGUCAAUGGGCCUGUAAUAUUAAGGGUAUCAAAAUACUUGGGAGUGCCAGGGGGAUUUAAUAAGAAGCGAACUGGUGACUAUGAAGGGGUGUGAGGUGGAGUAUUCUUGAAAAGCAAGGUUCCAUUAAAAUUUAUGUAAGAAAAUUUGCUAUAGGGAUCAUACGGCACAAAGGGGAAAUGAAGGCUAUAUUGUCCCAUUCCCUGCCUUAAGGUAGUGGCACCCACCCAUUAUGUGGCAUUUUACUGCCAGUCCAUUGAGUUGUGCAGGGUUGCUCUAUAGCUGUGCCUCAUGAUAGCAGAAAGGACAUAGCUGAGUUGUGACUUGAUCGUUCCCUUGCAUCAUGAUCACACCUAAACAAAGGGGGUGUCUUGCUUUGUUUCAGGUUCUUCUUGCAAGGCACAAGGCAGAAGAGCACUUCUAUGCAGUAAAAGUCCUCCAGAAGAAAGCUAUCCUGAAAAAGAAAGAGGUACGUAACUGAAUUAUACCCAUUUCACGAGAAAUGCCAAUCGGCAAACUAAUUAUAAUAGUCCUACUGUGCUGCUGCUCAGUCAAUGAAUGAUUUCCUACUUCCCUUCCUCUUAGGAGAAACACAUAAUGUCAGAACGCAACGUCCUACUGAAGAACGUGAAGCACCCUUUCCUGGUGGGACUCCACUUCUCCUUCCAGACUGCAGACAAGCUGUAUUUUGUCCUAGACUACAUCAAUGGUGGAGAGGUAAGCAAAGAGAGAGCACAGAACCAUAAGGGGUGUGUGUCCAAAGAUACACAGGGCUUGAUCCAAAGAUCAUUGAAACUCCUUGCUGAAAACAAAGCCAGCCCUGCCAUGUGUACAAAUAAGGCAGUGCUUUCUUCCUAUUAAGUAUGAAGAGGAGUCUUGGGGAGGAGUUACUAGAUUCAGGGUCUCCUGCUUACCAGCCUCUCACAGCAGGAAGCAGCCAGCGGAUUACUAGGCCAUUUCCUACCAUUGUUCUCUCUAGCUAUAUAUAUAUAGAGAGAGAGAGAGAGAGAGCUUAAUUAAAUGCAUUGUUUUUAAUGGUUUUGGGAUCGCUAACAGAUUUCUCCCCCGCCUUCCUUGUCUCCUGCAGUUGUUCUACCAUCUCCAGAGGGAACGUUGCUUCCUGGAGCCAAGAGCUCGUUUUUAUGCUGCUGAAAUCGCCAGUGCACUGGGUUACCUGCAUUCACUGAAUAUUGUUUACCGGUAAGCAGGGCAGAUGGUUUGCACACGUGCAUGGUUUAUGUGAAAACUGUGGGAAGUAGGCUGUAAUAUGUAAUAAGGGAAGGUCAGGAACCUUGUGGAACCAAGACACUGACCUGGGAUACUGGGAUCAGUGCAUCGCAAAUUUUUUAGAUUCGCUUCCAGGUUAUGGGUUAGAACCAGUAAAUAGAUGCUGCGCAUGCACACAGACUAAAUCCUGUUGGUAAAUGACCUUUAGAAAGUGCUUGGGGGCUACCCAACAAACCCAUUUGUUUUCAAAGGGACAACCCCCCACCUUAAAAAAAAAUAAACCUGAUAAAAUCCCAUCGCUUAUAAGAAACAUAAGAGUUGAGAGCCAUUGGCUCACCUGUGUAUUUUCCUUCCUUUGCCCUAGGGACUUGAAGCCAGAGAACAUUUUGCUGGAUUCUCAAGGCCACAUUGUCUUGACUGACUUUGGACUCUGCAAAGAGAACAUAGAACACAAUGGCACAACUUCCACAUUUUGUGGCACUCCUGAGGUAGGUCUGGGUUCUGCUUUCUUUAUCCACAUGGCAGUGAUGCAUGUGCCCAAAGUGUGCAGAGGAAAGAGGAAUUUCCCAGAUGGGGCAAAAGGACAUGUUGUGUUGUUUAGGUGAAGCAGUCAGACAGGCUUUGAUUGAUGAACCCUGCUGACAAAGCUGCAGCGGGUGGGGGAGGGAGAGAAAGGUCAGAGGUUACAAAUGCAAGGCUUUAAGGGCAAAAAUAAAGUUACCUAGGGACUCCUGCAGAACAAAGUUCUACAGAUGCAAAGAUUGGUGUGGUCAUCUAUCCACAAGUGCAGCCCCCACUCAAUCAGGUCACUAAGGUUAUUUUUAAGUGGAGCAUUUAAAAGAAUGCAGGCUGGCUACUUUAUUCUAAUGUUUCCUAUCUUUUUCUUUUCAAUAGUACCUUGCCCCCGAAGUCCUUCACAAGCAACCCUAUGACCGGACUGUUGACUGGUGGUGCCUUGGGGCUGUUUUGUACGAGAUGCUUUAUGGACUGGUAAGCAAAAAUAGUGAGCAACUGGCUAAUUGCAAACACAUACCAGUCAUGUUUCCAUCUGUAGUAGUUACCAGCAUAAGAAAGAGCUGAAUCUUGGUCCCACUGAAUUUAUAAAUGCUGCGAACUUCAGUUGGAGCCAAUAUUUUGCAUGUGGAUCUCUUACAUGAUGCACAUAUAUGUGGCCAUAGCUCAGUGAUGGAUCAUCUGCUUUGCAUGCCGAAGGUCUUGGGGUCAGUCCCUGGCUGGGAAUUAUUCCCUACUUGAGAAACCCCAGAGAGCCAUGUAGCCAAUACUGACUUAGAUGGACCAUUGGUCUGACCCGAUAUAAGCAGUUGCCUUAUGCUCCUUGGGUGGGUGGGACAUGAGAAGGGGAAAGAUGUAGUUACAGGUGUCAUAGCCAUUCCAGUGCCUCAAAAUGGGUAUCAAAGUAAGUGUAUUGUGAUACAGGUAGUACAAUAAGUUAGACUCUUGGGACUAAAAAUCUGUUUCCCCUUCUCUCUCUCCAGCCCCCUUUCUAUAGCAGAAACACAGCAGAAAUGUAUGACAACAUCUUGAACAAACCUCUGCAGCUGAAGCCAAAUAUUACCAACUCUGCAAGACACCUUUUGGAAGGUCUUCUGCAAAAGGACAGGACCAAGAGGCUGGGUGCAAAGGAGGACUUUGUAAGUAUAAUCCUGCGAGUUGUGAGGGGUGGGUGGGUGAGUUUCGGAAGUUGGCUAGACGAUAACAGUCUUUUCCAAUUACUCUUGCCUGAACUGAUUUGAUUUCCAUUUCCUCAACAGAUGGAGAUUAAGAACCACAUCUUCUUCUCCCUAAUUAACUGGGAUGAUCUCAUUAAUAAGAAGAUUACACCCCCUUUCAACCCAAAUGUGGUAAGUGUUGUCUUCUAAUUAUGGGAGAGACUUUUCUAUUUAUACUGGGGUACCCAGGGGUUGAAGAUAAAAAUAAUGACAGGCUAGGUUUUAGCAGGUUCUAGUGUGUUCUCAAUGUGAAGCAAUCGGGCAGGUGUCUUAAUUUUUAAAUGCCGCCUUGAGUUUAUACAUAAGUGGACGGAAUUGCCUCAUGCAGUUUAGGUAUGAGGUGAGGCAAUCAGGUCAGGUGAACUCUAUGAGCUUGGAGGUGCAUGUUGACCUGUGAGACUGCUGCAGCCAAUCCAGAUCAGUCUCCAGUCCAACACACACACACACCAUUAGAAUUCUAGUUUUUGUUUGAAACGAGUUCAGGGGGUUGAUUCAGUUUUGUUUUUUGUAAUUGCCUUCCCAUGAAGUGCCUAGAUUGGUUUUACUUAAAAAAAAAACACAAGAAAAAAACACAAGAAAACACGUAGUCCCCACUCCCAGUUAAGGAAAGAUUUGAACAUUUCUUCCCAGUCCAACAUUAACAACAGAACCUUCUUUGUUUUCUCAGAGUGGCCCCAAUGACCUGCGGCACUUUGACCCUGAGUUUACAGAUGAGCCUGUCCCGAACUCCAUUGGCCAGUCUUCAGACAGCAUCCUCAUCACUGCCAGCGUCAAGGAAGCUGCUGAAGCAUUUCUGGGCUUCUCCUAUGCCCCUCCCAUGGAUUCUUUCUUGUGAAUUUCUAUUAUAGUGAUCUGUUUGUACUUUUUCUUUUUUUUUCUCCAUUUAAUAAUGACCCUUCUGUUGGCCUUCUGUGUGAGCUGCCAGUUUGUCCGGUCACCUUCAAAAAGGAGAGGGAAUUUUUUUUUGCACAUCUUCUCACUGUGUGGCAGCUUUGCAGCCUUAAUUUCAACUGCAUUUUUAUUUUAUUUUUCUGGAAGCUUUUGUUGUCGUCGUUCCUGCCGCUCAUUUGGAAGAGCACAUUCUAACUACUUUUAAAUGAACUUACAAAACAUUUCAACUUCCAGUUCUUCCCACCCACCAAAGUGGUGCUAUCGCCUUUAGAAGGAAAGAAGGAAGAAGCUACUGCUGCCAUAGACUGCCAUAGAUUGUAAGCUUAAGAACAACAUCCUGCGUGCAUCCCCCCCUUUCCCCACCUUUUUUGAGAGAGAGUUUGUUCUGAAAAGCCUAGCUUGAAGAUCUUUCUGGAUACGAUGGGGAUGAUUUUACGAAAACGUGCCUUUUUUCCCCUGAGAUCUUGUGAGCUCCAAAGCUUUUCCUGUCACAAGAAUGUUUCCUGAUUCACACGUGUGUUUCUUUUGUGUGUAUGUGUGAGUUUGCUAUGAGGACAAUGGUGUCAGUGUGGUAUGCACAUUUUUCAGAUGGACUUUGUUCAGAAGCAUCAGUGCGACACUUGCAGGACUCUACAAUGGGGGGCAUUGCUUGUUCCUUCCAUAUUUGGAAGACAAUAAAUUAAUAUGUGUAGAUAGAUGAUUUUUUUAAAGAAAAAAAAUGUAAAAAUUAAUGAUGAUGGGCUUCAAUGACUUAGUACCCAUAAUGCUUGAAGAAAGCAUUGCUGCUAUGGAAAAAUAUAUAUAAAUAUAAAUAUAUAUAUAUAUAAAUAUUUCUAUUUUUAGAAUGGGUUUCUAGGGACCAAAAUGCCCCAGCUGCAGUCUAUCAAAGCUGUUGGUUUAUUUCAUUAUCUUUUUUUUGUUCAUCUGUAAAACUGGGCAUUAUUUAUGGUUUGUAUUUUUUUUCAUUCCUGGUUGUAUGUAUUUGUAAAAAGACUUGUACAGUUGGUUGCAAUAGUAGAUGUAUAUUUAAAAAGGAAAAAAAACCUUUAAAGGCUUAUAAUGUUAUACCACUAUUAUAAUGUACUUUACAUGGUUAUUAUACAAUAUGUAUAAUUUUUGUGACCAAACCCAUUGGUUUGCAGUAAAAUCUUGGACAAUAUUUCUAUAAA